Molecule: messenger RNA, 3052 nt
Organism: Durusdinium trenchii
Lineage: Eukaryota; Dinophyceae; Suessiales; Symbiodiniaceae
Source: the annotation of a GenBank genome assembly
UGCAAAUGGUAUUAAAUGGUCAAUGUAAGUCUUAGAUCUCUAGACCUCCCAGUUGAUCUAUGGUGCAAUUGGUCUCUACGGCAAGCUUGGUCAAGUUGAAGGAGGAAGACUCGUUCGAACUUCGCCAUGGAAGUCUCAGGGAAUGCUGAAGAUAUCCUGGUCAUCGGUGGUGGCCUGAGCGGCCUGGUGGCUGCACUGGCCGCGGAGUUCAGCGGAACGGGUGCUGUGCAGCUUUUUGAGGCGGAGCGCAGCCUCUCUGGCGCCGGAGGUCGCGCGGAGCUCCAUCGCUCCGUGGCAAGCGCCAGGUCUGAAGAAGAUCCGGAAACUCUUCAAAGAUUGUCUCAGCUUGGGGUGAUCAUCGAGGAGACUGGAAAGUCCACGGCGGUAGAGAUACUCAAGUCGCUGACCUUGGCCGUUCAGCGAUCUUCGAAGAUUCAAGUACGAACGAGCUCACCUGUCAUCAGGUUGCUUCACGCUGGUGGCUCAUGCUAUGGCUGCGUUUCUUCGACUCCCAAGGGAGAGAUCUCCGUGAAGGGCAAAGUGAUCCUCUGCUGCGGUGGCUUCCUUGCAGAUGCCAAGCCAAGAUCAAUUCUUGGAAUGUAUCGUUCUGACCUCCUCCAUUGGCCAAUCCCUUUCGACUUUGGCCGCCGACACCUCCACGACCUUGAUUUGGGCCACCUGGUGGCCCCGGAGCAAGUCCAAGUUUUUGCCACUGCAGAGGCACAUGGCCGGCGGGCCAGGCGUUUGCUGCCUCGAUGUUUGCGAGACGGAGGAUGCCUCAUGUCAAGUCGGGGAGAGGUGCCCCUGGCUGAUCGCUCUGAAGAGGAGAUUGCCAGACAUAUUCUGCGUAAAGGUCCCUGUUGGCUGAUCCUUUGGGACUUCCAUCCUGCGGCGCCACGGGGAAGCUUACGGCGGCUCAGCCUGAAGGAUUUGGCUGAAGAGAUGAAGGUGUCCCAAGGAUGGCUUUGUCAGGCACUGAAGAGACGGUGCAGCGAAGGUGCGAUUUUCUUGAGCUUCCCGGACGAGGAUCUCUUCCUUUGGGCGGCAGAGGUGACGCCGGCCCUGCUGUGUUGCGAAGGCGGUUUGGCCAUCGAAGGAGACACGGGAGCUGUCCUUUCUCAUGAAGAUCAGCCGAUUGCAGGUCUCUUUGCAGCCGGUGAGGCAGCUGCCUUUUCAGGAGGCUCUUUGUCAAGCUGCGUCACCUCAGCCUUGAAUGCCUCGUCAUCAGCUGUGGCGGCCGCAGCUGUUUGCAUCGAUGGCGAGGUGGAGGCAGCUGAGAACCCGAGUGAGCUGCCGGCCUUCUCGCCCGUCGCGGAAGAGGGCGCGAAUGAGCCAGCCCAGCCCGGUGAGCUGCGUGGACGAUUGGCCCUCAAUCGACUCGAGGACUUCCUAGAGAAACAUCUCACCGCGGAUCUGGUGCAGGAGGCCUUGCUGAGGUCGUUGGAGGAUGGCAAUCUUUCAAAAGUGGCCAAGGAUCUGUGUUGCGAGCUCACGAGCUUGUGGGGGCUUCCGAGUGGCCAGGCGCUCUCGUUGGCACUUCGAGAUCCGUCACACCUGCCGACACGCCCCAUGAUUGCAGCCCUACCCCAGGCUGGACGCUUGAACAGCGAGGUGUCUACGAGCUGCGUGCACUGUCGCCUUCCACUGAAGCUCGAGGUUUCUGCUGAGUUGAUGAAUGGCCAGCCGACAGAAAUGCCUGCCGUGCAUGCCAACGGAGUCUCUGAAGGUCACUUCGCUUACGCCACCCUACUCUAUGGACAUGGGGUGGAAUACUUCCUCGGAGCCUUAGUGCUUGGCUGGUCUUUGCAGAACAAAGGAUGUCAAGAAGAAAGGCUACUGCUACAUACCAAAGAUGUACCCGAGUCCUUCUUGGAUGCUUUGCAGCAGUACUGGAAGCUGCAAGAGGUGGACUACCUCCAUGGCGACAAGUCCAUGUACAAGAACCACGAGGGCUCGCGUUUCCAGGAUGUCUUUACCAAGUUGCAGGCGUUGUCCUGCACGGAGUACUCGAAGGUUCUUAUGAUGGACCUAGACAUGCUGGUUCGUGGCAACCUGGAUGAGCUCUUCCACUUGCGCGCCCCGGCGGCGCUGAAGAGAUCUUCAGGCCGGGAGCAGCCGGAACAUGGCGGCGACUUCUUUGCCGAGGACUAUUAUACCCGGCAUGCAGACGACAUGUAUGGCAUCAACGCAGGUGUCAUGCUCUUGGAGCCCAACAUGGACGUCUACCACCGGAUGCUCCGUGAAAUUCAGGACCCUCGGCAUCCUGAGCAUAUCAAGACCUUUGGGCCCGAGCAGGACUACUUGGGUCGCUUCUAUGGAACCUUCGCAUGGGGCGCCUGGACACAUUUGCAUGCCAGGUUCAAUUACCAACCAAAUCUUCCUGAUGACUAUGUGAGCACGGCUCAUCGCAACAUUGACGUCUUGCAGGAUGUCGUGGUGGCCCACUAUAGUGGCCCAAAGGUGAAACCCUGGAAGAUUCCCAACUUGGAGCUGAACGUCGCCGGCGUGCGCCGCUUGAUCGAGGAGGAUGAGCUUCGAUGGCUCAUGGGCGCAGAAGCUGCGCGUCCCAAUCGGGAAGGAAAGGUGGUCAUGGAUGGAGUGGAAAUCCGGACACGAAGCUCUGGACUCCCGGAAAACGUGCAGAUGCUCAUGUGGGAAUGGAUCUUGGCACUCCGCCAGUGCAACCUGGACUUGCUUGAGGAGAACACUUCUUCAACAUCUCGGCGUGUCCAGCUGUCCAGCAGAGCGUGACCAGCUGCUUCAAGUCCGGAGAAACUCGUGGUCCUCCCCAAGUCAGGCUGGCAUGGAUUUGCUCACUCUCAUCGAUGCCAAGAACCUGUGAGCGCAGCCAUGAGAUGGGCGAGGGAUGGAGCCAUGAGUGGAAGGUGUUGGGUGGGCAUUCAUGUGAAGUCGCAUGUUGGAGUGUAUCAGAUGCUGUGGUGCCUCCUAGUUAGUAUGUACGUCAGUACUUCUCGCCUGCUGCAGUUCGAAGCAUCAUCCUGAAAAUCCGCAGAGAUUGAUCGUGAGCAGAGGGAGAGCCGACAACAGAGCG